Molecule: messenger RNA, 2973 nt
Organism: Emys orbicularis (European pond turtle)
Lineage: Eukaryota; Metazoa; Chordata; Testudines; Emydidae
Product: protocadherin alpha-C2-like
Exons: 4
Coding region: 1-2973 (990 amino acids)
Biological process (GO): homophilic cell-cell adhesion
Cellular component (GO): plasma membrane
Molecular function (GO): calcium ion binding
Source: RefSeq, a predicted model, not a curated record
AUGGUGCCGUCUUCUCCCCGCAGCUGCUGCGGGGCGGCGGCGCUCCGGAUCCCGGCUCUCCUGCUCCUCCUGUGCCUGUGCCCGGCGGGCGGGCAGCUCCGCUACUCGGUGCAAGAGGAGCUGGAGCGCGGCGCCUUCGUGGGGAACGUGGCGACCGACCUGGGCGUGGAUCCGCAGCGGCUGUCGGCCCGGGGCGCACGGCUGACCUCGGGCAGCGGGCGGCAGUACCUGGAGCUGGAUCUGGGCCGCGGGGCGCUGCUGGUGAAGGAGCGCAUGGACCGGGAGGCGCUGUGCGAGCUUAGCACCUCCUGCUUUCUCAGCCUGGAGCUGGUGAUCGAGCAGCCCAUCGAGGUGCACAACGUGGAAGUGGAGGUGCUGGACAUCAACGACAACGCGCCCCGCUUCCCGCGGCAGGACUACCGGCUGGAGGUCAGCGAGUCCGCUGUGCCCGGUGCCCGCUUCCACAUCGAGAGCGCGCAGGACCCCGACGUGGGCACCAACUCGGUGCAGAGCUACCGGCUCAGCCCCAACCAGCACUUCGCCCUGGACCUCAAAGGCUUCCAGCGCGGCAGCAAACUCCUGGAGCUGGUGCUGCAGCAGCCCCUGGACCGGGAGCAAAGCGCCCUGCAGCAGCUGGUGCUCACCGCUGUGGAUGGGGGCAGCCCCGCCAGGUCUGGCACGGCCCAGAUCUCCAUACGGGUCAUGGACACAAACGACAACUCGCCCGUCUUCGACCGAUCCACCUACACUGUGAAACUGCUGGAGAAUGCGGCCCCGGGCACGCUGGUGGUGAAGCUGAAUGCCUCGGACCCGGACGAGGGCUCCAACGGGGAGGUGCUGUACUCCUUCAGCGGCUACACCCCCCAGAAGGUGCGGCAGCUCUUCAGCAUCGACCCAGUCUCCGGCGAGGUGAGGGUCAAUGGCACACUGGACUACGAGGAGGCCUCCUCCUAUGAGGUUUAUGUGCAGGCCACCGACCGGGGUCCUGUGUCCAUGGCCGGGCACUGCAAGGUGCUGGUCAACAUCGUGGACGCCAACGACAAUGCCCCCGAAGUGGUGCUGACCUCCCUGUACAGCCCGGUGCCAGAGAACGCCCGGCCCGAGACCGUGGUGGCUUUAAUGAGUGUAACCGACCAGGACUCCGGGCCGAACAAGCAGGUCAGUCUGAGUAUCCCUCCCAACAUCCCCUUCAAACUCAACUCCUUCAAAAACUCCUACACGCUGGUCACGCAGGGCGACCUGGACCGCGAAAGGGCUUCCUCCUACAACAUCACGGUCACGGCUACGGACGCCGGGACCCCUCCCCUCUCUUCCCACAAAGUGAUACAAGUGGACAUCUCCGAUGUCAACGACAACCCUCCGCGGUUCGAAGAGCCCGUGUAUUCCGUUUACAUCCCUGAGAACAACGCGCUUGGGGUUUCGCUGUGCACUGUCAAAGCCAUCGAUCCCGAUGACAACGAAAAUGCCUAUGUGUCCUAUUCUCUCCUGAAAGGGGAAAUUCAAGGGCUACCUGUCACAUCCUACGUCUCCAUUAAAUCCGACAAUGGUAACAUAUAUGCGGCCAACUCCUUUGACUACGAGAAGUUAAGGGAGUUUCAGGUUGUUGUUCAGGCCCAGGAUGCUGGGACCCCAGCACUUAGCAGCACUGUCACUGUCCACGUGUAUGUGGUGGAUCAGAAUGACCAUGCGCCUCGGAUUCUGUACCCUACCUCAACCAACGCCUCUGCAGCCUUGGAGAUGAUCCCUCGCUCCGCACAAGCAGGUUAUUUGGUUACCAAAGUAAUAGCCAUUGAUGCAGACUCUGGACAAAAUGCGUGGUUGUUCUACCAUCUGGCUCAAGCCUCAGACCCAGAUCUCUUCAGAGUGGAGCUACACAGCGGGGAGAUUCGGACUACUCGCAAACUGGGGGAUGACAGUGUUACUACUUUCAACCUGUCAGUUGUUGUGAGAGACAAUGGAGAGCCAUCCCUGUCCUCAGCAGUAGCCAUAACCAUCGCUGUUGUGGAUAGAGUUUCCAAAAUCAUCCCUGACACAAGGAGGCAUAUCAAAAGUACUAGAAAUUACUCAGAGAUAACACUGUAUCUCAUUAUUGCGCUGAGCUCAGUUUCAUUCAUAUUUGUUUUGACAAUCAUUGUCCUAACGGUUAUCAAGUGCUACAGAUACAGUGUGUAUGGUGACUCCUGUUGUGGAGGUUUCUGUGGGGUCAGAGAAAGGUAUCCUGCUGAAAUGUACAAGCAGGCUAACAACAACAUUGACGCUAGGAUACCACAUGGUUUAAAAGUACAGCCACAUUUUAUUGAAGUGCGGGGGAAUGGGUCUCUCACUAAGACCUACUGCUAUAAGGCAUGUCUGACUGCAGGAUCAGGAAGUGACACUUUCAUGUUUUACAAUACUGGUGGCCCAACGGGAACUGGUCCUCAUGCAGUGACGGCUGAGAGACAUCUGACAGGGCAGAGUGGGCAAAGUGCACAAAACCUGAUCAUACUUAAAAAUGACUCCAUUACGCCUAAUGAGCCAAAACAACCCAAUCCUGAUUGGCGUUAUUCUGCAUCCCUAAGAGCAGGAAUACAAAGUGCUGUGCACAUGGAGGAGGCAGGAGUCUUACGAGGAGGGCCGGGAGGACCUGAACAGCUGUGGCCAACAGUAUCCAGUGCAACACCAGAACCUGAGGCAGGAGAGGUGUCCCCCCCAGUGGGAGCUGGUGUGAACAGCAACAGCUGGACCUUUAAAUAUGGACCUGGCAAUCCCAAACAAGCUGGUCCCGGUGAGUUGCCAGACAAAUUCAUUAUCCCGGGAUCUCCUGCGAUCAUCUCCAUCCGGCAGGAACCACCAAACAGCCAAAUUGACAAAAGUGACUUCAUAACCUUUGGCAAGAAGGAGGAGACCAAGAAAAAGAAGAAAAAGAAGAAGGGAAACAAGACUCAGGAGAAAAAAGAAAAGGGGAACAGCACCACUGACAACAGUGACCAGUGA